This is a messenger RNA of Anguilla anguilla (European eel), 3290 nucleotides long. Its product is annotated as ras-related and estrogen-regulated growth inhibitor-like. The coding region runs from base 169 to 1146 and encodes 325 amino acids. Lineage: Eukaryota; Metazoa; Chordata; Actinopteri; Anguilliformes; Anguillidae. The transcript has 4 exons. Gene Ontology annotation, molecular function: GTPase activity; GTP binding. The record is from RefSeq and is a predicted model, not a curated record.
CGAGGAGAUUCAGAACUUCAGACCAUAUGCCAUUUGUGGUAGCGACGAACGGCGCACUCUCGUGAUAUGUUAGUUCACUCUAUCCAUACACCAGCAGGGGAAUAAACUGUUCAUAUUUUUGGAUUAAAAGCCAAGAUCGCUCCGAAAGCCUCAUAAUAAAAAUGAAUAAUGAUGACUACAAACUUCACAUUGCCAAGAACUUUGAGGAGAGCCGGGAGUUUGGUCUCCCCGAAAACAGUCCGUAUAGUGAUUUUGGGACAAGCAGCCGUCGGUAAGACAGCAUUGACUGUCCGAUUCAUUACCAAGAGAUUUAUUGGCGAGUACGACCCGACCCUCGAAACAAUUUACAGACAUGACCUGUCUGUAGGUGGAGACAUGGUUCGUUUUGAAAUCCUCGAUACAGCCGGGCAGGAGGAGGAUGCUCUGCUGAUUGAGGAGAAGAUUAAGUGGGGUGAUGGCUUCGUCAUUGUGUACUCGGUGACAGACAGGUGUAGCUUCAACGAGGUCAUGCGGCUGUGUUUCCUGGUCAACCACGUUCACUCCGCAGCCAGAAAGGGCAAUGCGGAGCCUCCGCCCAUCGUCAUUGUUGCCAACAAGAAGGACCUGGAGUUUGACCGCAUGGUGACCACAGAAGAUGGGGAGAACCUAUCCAAAGGCCUGAAACUGCGGUUCCACGAGGUUUCUGCUCGGGAAGGCUGUGACGAGACAGCGGCAGUGUUCCACGCACUCUGCAGGGACAUGGUCCACCUGCUCAGCUCCUCUCCCACCUCCUUCAGGAGGCGGGCCGUCUCCAAGCUGAUGGAAAAAAUCCCCCGGAUCCAUUCCAGUACCACGCUGGGCUCCGCCACCGCUUUGGGCUCCACCUCCAUGUUGGGCCCUACUGCUGUGCUGAGCUCCAGCUCCAUGCUGGGCCCCACCUCUGUGCUAAACUCCACCUCCAUGUUGGGCCCUACCGCUGUGCUGAGCUCCAGCUCCAUGUUGGGCCCCACCUCUGUGCUGAACUCCAGCUCCAUGUUGGGCCCCACCUCUGUGCUGAACUCCAGCUCCAUGCUGGGCCCUACAUCUGUGCUGAGCUCCAGCUCUGUGCUGGGCCCCUCUGGUCACAGGUUCAGCUUCAGCUCCUUCAGAGACUUCCCACAGGAUUGAAAGCAAAGGCCAUGCAUUUGGAAUACAGGAGCACUCAAUGACAGGAAGAAACCAUUGAGUUAUAUAAGCUGCUCAUCGAACGCUUUGCUCUUCACUCUCAGGCCUGACACUGCUAAAGAAAGAAAUUUCUUUGUGUCGGGAAAAUGAACUCAUUUGCAGUGCAGUUCACUCCCACAUGAACUGUUUUCUACAGUGAGUUAAUUCAAGAACAUGUCAAAUCAAAUCACAUCUCUAUCAUCCCCCAUCGAAUAUUGCAAUGGAUAUGGUUACAACGGCAGAAAAAGGCACUGAAGGACUCACUUUUUAAAAAUGCCAUUUCAUUUUAUCGUUCUUUUGUCACAGAGAUUUUAGUGGAAUCUUUGCUGCAUCUUCCUCGAUCAUAGACUUCCGUUUCAAAUGAAGCCUUGUUGAAUCAAAUCUUAAUCAAAUCUGCAAAAAGACUCUGUUUGUAGAAUCAAAACAUGUUUCAUGGUAAGCAAAUGAAAGAAAAAUAUUUUAGAGUGAUCUAUCACUCUCUUCUCACUGCCACCCAAGAUAAUUUCAAUCUGACGGAGCAAAACUUGCAAACUGUUUGCACAGCAAGAGAUAUACAAGGGAAUUUGUUUGCAUUUAGAGGAUGUAAAGGUGCAACAUGAGCAGUCUGUGGCUCCUGAUUCUACAAGUGUUCAUUUUAAGGUGACGGUUGUAUUUAAAAAAUAAUUAUCUUGGGUUGUAAUGUACUGAUCCAUUUGAAUGACAUUUAUAUUAGUGUAUUAUGGAUCCCCUUGAAGUGACAUGCAUAAAAAAUGUUUGGACAAUCCUCUGAGCAAGAUAUUUUGAGCUGUACCAUGAGCAUGAGAUUACUUGAACAGGGUUACUCAUUUCCUGUUUGUAAGAUGCACGCAUCUUAACGUCAAAUUACAGCUUGCAUAGCUAUUGAGCAAUUUAUAAAAUUGUAUGUCUUAUUUUUUAGUCCUCAUGCCUCGGAUAUGUUAAAAUGAAUGGCAUUUCAAGUGGGUUUUUAAAAUCAAGAAAACCAUUUCACUAAAAAAGAUUAGUAAAUGUGACUUUACAUAUGAAGUGUAUCUGCAUUGCAGCAUCUGUUAGUGAUCAGUUAUUCUGGAAGACAGACUGCACUCAGUAUUAUGGCUAACAUUAGCUAUCCUAGCUUGAUUGGUUAGUACAUAAAUAAUGAUCUUAAAACCCUAGCUAGCUAAAUACAAAAAAAUGAUUCAUUUUAUUUAUAACUCAACCAAGAAUUUGUUACUGUAGUUGUAGCUCAGCUAUCUCUGUGGUAUAUUCUUAUUAGCUGGAUAUUGUGGCUAAGUUGUUGAUGGAACAAUGCUUGUCUGGUUGCCUAGGCAAAUAAGCUGAUGUAGCAUUCUCAGCUGAAAAGCUGAAAACAUGCAUUGGCUAAUAUGUUUUCCUUGUAUGCAAAACCCAAAAUAUAUACAGGCCCUUUUGUAUGUAUGCCCUUCAUAAGCAUGCUUGCAAAUUUCUAAUGCUCUUCACACAAACAUUAGUCAGCAGACGUGCUAUGCAGACUUGGGUGUGACCCUCCUCCUGUCAAGUAUGUGUGACUUUGGACAAACCCUGCGUUUGUGACCCAGUAAUAGUGGAGGGAAUUUCGGGUUAGUGCAGGAGUGUGCUUUUUGGAUGCACAGUGCUCUUUAUGUGUUUAGAUUUGAGCUGCUCGGCGUUGUUGGCCCCAGACAUAGUCCUGUGCGAUUUACGGUGGCUGUUUUGUUAAAGUUAGAUUGAGAUUUAACCACAAGGUUAUUUAGUUUUUUAAUGCGUCACUAAAACUGUGUAUUUAUUAACCUCAUCAUGGUGGCCACCACAGGCCAUAAUGACACUCUGUCUUAGAGAAAGUAAAUAUGAGUCUUCUUGUAAUGUGAUCCCAACUAAUAUGCGAGUUUAAUUUAAGUAAUUUGUGCAGUUUUGAGUGCAGUACAUAUUUCACAGACGAUUAAGUUAAUGUGGGUCUUUGAUGAUACAAAGAGAGCCUUUAAUGAGUCCCACUGGAACAAUUCAUAGUUAUUGAAACCAGAUAUCCCACCACACAGGUAGGUAUCCUUUGUAUAGAAGAGGCUUUGUGUAAAAUUGCUUUGAUGUAAGGAGCGUAACCUUCAGUAUAUCUUCUUCAGUUGUUUCAGACCAGUUCA